AUGACGUCGAAGCUUGCUACUGGUCACCAUGCCUUAACGUACAAAUUUCAGCUACCUCAUCAUCUUACGAAGACGAUUCGCAUAAGGAAACGAAACUUAAAAUUAGGUGUUACAGUAGAAGCGACGAAUCAGGCAUGCAACGGAUGCCUCAUUACUCAUAUUUCAACCGUCGGAGCCCUUGGGAGGGACGGCCGAGUUCAGGUUGGCGAUUUCCUGCUGCGGAUAAACAAUGAGAACAUGCGAUACGUAUCCAAUGCUCAGGCGAAAGCGAUUCUGAAGCGAACAAAUUUGGUCAGCACGGAUUUCAAGUAA
Messenger RNA from Soboliphyme baturini, 312 nucleotides. NCBI's taxonomy places the organism in Eukaryota, Metazoa, Nematoda, Enoplea, Dioctophymatida, Soboliphymatidae. The record is from the annotation of a GenBank genome assembly.